CUCUGACCCAAGACAGGGAGAGCAAGGGGUGAGGGGCAGAGGGAAAAAGACUGUUUCACUUGUUGAAAAAUUCAAAUUUAUUUGGGAUUCCAGAUUUUUUUUUCUUUUUCCUUUCCUCAGAGGGAUUGUGUGUUUAAGAAUCCUGUCUUGCAUCGUAAGUCACCCUGCUAUCUACAGGUCAAUCUGUGAGGCAGGAAAUGGUGUGGCAACACUAGUAGGACGCUUAUACCAGUGCACCUUCCCAGUACAACCAGUUAAGCAAGCCCAGAGUUCAAACUGCCUGGACAGAGAUAUCAUCUGUACAGUGCUGUACAAAUUUGAGAGCUUCCAUAACUUUCUAGCAUUUUUUAAAAGGGAAGCUCUAUAUCUGAAAGGCCUGACAAGGUUUUUGUUUUUGAUUUGUUUUAUUGUCAGAAGAGUUGUUUGGGAAACUUGAAUGAACAAGGAUUGUUCUUUUUUUCUGUUUGUGACACUCCAUAUACACGUCUCUAUUGGAGAAGAAACAAAUAACCACAAAAGGAUUCUACCUGUGUUUUUUUUUAAAAGAUAAUAGAGAAACUUAUUUUAUUUUUACAUUGUUUCUUUGCUAGAAGAAUGUUGAGUCACAUGGAAGGCGUCAGUGCUGUUAUUGAGAUGUGAUGGGGACUUGCCUUGGAUAUUUUGAAAUCUAAGACUGCUCGUUGGAUACAAAGUGGAUUUAGUUUCUUCAUGGUGUAACUGCCACCCCACGUGUAUGAGACGUUGCUGCUGAAGAAAAAGGCUUGUGAUUUCCACCAGGAUCCCACCCCGGACUCCUCCCAGCUCCAUCGACCCUCGCCACACAGAAUGAUUGCCUAAGACAACAGGAUCCAAAAUAAAGGUCCACCAGCCAGUAAAUUAUGAAUGUUGAACAAGAUGACAUCGCACCCGCAGCAGACAAUGAGAGGUCCUAGGUGGAACAGGGCCUUGUCCAACCCCUUGCUUGUGCUGCUGUUGGCUCUUCAGUUGCUGGUGGUGGCUGGCCUGGUGAGAGCCCAGACCUGCCCUUCGGUAUGUUCCUGUAGCAACCAGUUCAGCAAAGUGAUUUGCACCCGACGAGGACUCAGGGAAGUGCCUGACGGCAUCUCCACCAACACCCGCUAUUUGAAUCUGCAGGAGAACCAGAUCCAGAUCAUCAAAGUGGACAGCUUCAAACACCUGCGCCACCUGGAGAUCCUGCAGCUCAGCAAGAACCACAUCCGCAACAUUGAGAUUGGGGCCUUUAAUGGGCUGGCCAGUCUCAACACCUUGGAGCUCUUUGAUAACAGACUGACCACGAUCCCCAAUGGGGCUUUCGAAUACCUCUCCAAGCUGAAGGAGCUGUGGUUGAGGAACAACCCCAUCGAGAGCAUCCCCUCCUAUGCUUUUAAUCGGGUGCCCUCCUUAAGGAGACUUGACUUGGGAGAGCUCAAGCGCCUCUCCUAUAUCUCCGAAGGGGCUUUUGAGGGCCUUUCGAACCUCAGGUACCUAAACCUGGGAAUGUGCAACCUUAGAGAGAUCCCAAACCUCACGCCUCUGGUCAAACUGGAUGAGUUGGAGCUUUCAGGCAACCAGCUUUCCAUCAUCCGACCAGGAUCCUUCCAGGGGCUGAUUCACCUGCAGAAGCUGUGGAUGAUGCAUGCCCAGAUUCAGGCCAUUGAGAGGAACUCUUUUGAUGACUUGCAGUCCUUGGUAGAGUUGAACUUAGCCCACAACAACUUGACCUUGCUCCCCCAUGACCUCUUCACGCCCCUCCACCAUCUUGAAAGGGUCCACCUGCACCACAAUCCUUGGAACUGCAACUGUGACAUCCUCUGGCUCAGCUGGUGGCUUAAAGAGAUGGUGCCUGCCAACACCAGCUGCUGUGCCCGCUGCCACUCACCUUCCAGCUUCAAGGGGCGCUAUAUUGGGGAACUGGACCAGAAUUACUUCACUUGCUAUGCUCCUGUUAUUGUGGAACCCCCUGCUGAUCUUAAUGUGACUGAGGGCAUGGCUGCAGAGCUUAAAUGCCGGGCAUCCACUGCCUUGACUUCAGUCAGCUGGAUCACGCCCAAUGGAACCAUAAUGACUCAUGGGGCGUACAAGGUUCGGAUCUCGGUCCUCAACGAUGGUACAUUAAAUUUUACCAAUGUUACUGCACAGGAUACAGGAACUUAUACAUGUAUGGUGAGCAAUUCAGCCGGAAAUACCACAGCCUCUGCCACGCUUAACGUUUCUGCCACCGAGAAUAGCACCUUUAGCUAUUUCACAACUGUUACGGUGGAAACCAUUGAGCCUUCUCAAGAUGAGGGUAGGACCACAGAGCAAAGUACGAGUCCCACCACCUCUAGUGGCUUGGAGGCUACCUACACCACAACACCCGUCACCCCCCAGAGCACCAAGUCCACAGAGAAGACUUUUACCAUCCCUGUGACAGAAGGAAGCCUAAAUGGACUGGAUGAAGUGAUGAAGACUACUAAGAUAAUCAUUGGCUGCUUUGUGGCCAUCACACUUAUGGCUGCUGUCAUGCUUAUCAUCUUCUACAAAAUGCGCAAGCAGCACCACAGGCAGAACCACCAUGCCCCCACAAGAACAAUUGAGAUUAUCAACGUGGAUGAAGAAAUCACAGGAGGUCCACCUCUGGAAAGCCACCUGACCUUGCCCCCGCUGGAGCACGAACACCUCAACCACUACAACUCCUAUAAGACUCCAUAUAACCACACAGGCAACACAAUCAAUACCAUACACAGCUCUGUGCAUGAACCUUUGUUAAUGCGGGCGACCUCAAAAGAAAAUGUACAAGAGACUCAAAUUUAAUUUCUUUCUUAAUAAAAACCUGAACAAUUCAACACAAAAGGACAUACAAAGGUGAGACAGUUGAUCAGUGAUACCAAGAACUAGGCUAUCUAUGUCUACUGUUUCAAAAAGUGUCUUUACAAAACAAAGAGUUUAUUUAUUAAAAAAAAAAAAAAAAAAAAAAAAAAAAAUCUAUUGUGAUUAAAACAAGAAAAAAUCAUGUAUUCUGCAAAAAUCCUUUUUUUUUUGUUGCACUUGAUUCUUUUUUUUUAUUUCACAACUGGAAAAUAGUGAUCCAUGGUUCUUGUAAACUCUGUGUAAAUCUUAUGUUUUAACAUACUCAUUUAGGAGCAUACCUCAGGUUUAUGCAUACCUUAAACAUUUUUCAUUAAUAUUUCUCAAAUACUAUUUUGAAGAGGUGUGGAUGCAAUAACGUUACAAUAACAAGAGAAAGAAUAUGUGCCAAAGGGAGUGUGCUAUCAAGUAGCUGCCUUCCUAUUUUGGAGUCAUAUCCAGUUGCUUGGGGAGGGAAUGGGGAUUAUUUUGGACAGUUAGUAAUAUAAGGUUUGAAAUACUUUUAUUAAUUAAUGGGUUUGGUAUACUCUGAAAUUUAGCAUCAGAGCCAUCUUUCGUAAGUUUGCAUCAUAUUAAAUUAAACUUAAUGUUUACAAUGUGUAAUAAACCACCACAAAACUCAGGUAUGAAUGAACCUGCAGUUUCAUUAGGUUUCCAAUAUAAAAUAGGAAAAACUUAGAACACCCCAUGGUAAACCUUCGAUAUGGAGAUUUGUGUACUGGAGUUUAACAAUGGUAUUUUAUUUGUUAUUCAACUUCUAUUUUUUGCCUACCAAGUCUUCUGAACUCACUGUUGGGCUGUUUAUUAAAAUUACAAUUUUAAGUUGUUUCUUUUUGAUUUUAUGAGCAGAGUUACUUCUGCACAAAAUGCUAGAUGCAAAUUACUUCAAUACGUUGACUGUCAACCCCGAUUCCCAUCUCAUUCAUGUGACCAUCCUGAAAAUUCCUCUUGAAAUUUUUGUGAACUGUGAUUUCUUCAUUCCCUGCCUCUAUCUAUAUAUUUGAAAGGAUGUUUUGAUGUUGCUCUCUAUCCUUUUCUCCCCAGAAUGGAGCUCCUAAGAGAAUAUCUUUAGGUUGUCUAGCUCUAAGCUGCUCCAUUCAGAUAUUAACUAUGAAGUAUGAAUGAAGGCCUAAUUAGGAAUAAUUCAACAAUAAAACAAUCCAAAUAUGCAUGAGAGAAUCACAUACUUUAAACACGAAACACUAUAUUUGGAGGUAAAACAAUUGUUAACACUGUUUUAGCUUGAAGACAUUCAUUACUUACAGUUGACUUACCUCAUCCAAGGUGAACAAAGGGCUGACAUUAUCUAGUAGAGCAAAUGAGUGUGUUAACAGCUGAACUUUAAAGGAACAGGUGUUAAACAGUUUCUUGUAACAGACAUCAAGUAAACACAACAGGAUGCUAACUGUCUACACAAACAAAGGAAAUGUGUCUAACUGGGGUCACAGGCCCAAGUCUUUAUUUUUAGAAAAACAUCAGGGUCUUUCAAGUGCAAACCAGGGGCCACAUUUGUAAAGAGAAUUACAAAAUGCAAUGUUCAUCUUUUUGUGAAAGGAAAAUCAAAUGUUACAAAACCGCUAACAACCUUAGGCAUGCGUUAUAUUCCUUCUUAAAUACAGUCCAUUCUCAUUAAGCUGAGAUUCAAGGGACUAGCAGAAACAUUUGUCUUGUGAGGAAUUCAUGUUAUGAGGAGUUUAUGAGAAAUAGCCAUUCAGACAAUUGUACAUUGAUAAUGUACUAUACUUUGAUAUUAAUGCAAGGGUGGUGUUACAACAAUACAAUAGGAGCAAUACUAGAUAAUAGAAAGACUAGUAAAAUGAUUUUAUUUAUGUAGUCUGUGGCCUAAAGCCUUUGGGAUAGAUUUGAAAUGGGUUGCCCCAUUUUCUAUAGUGAUGUGUGAUCCCCUACAAUCACAGGGCCACCACAAACAAUACCUGGUACAAGUGAAGCUGCCAAUUGUACCAUUGCACUUCAGUUUGCUUUUAAUAUUGUUCCUGCCGUUGAAAGCAGAAGACUUAUUCAGAAGAAAUAAAAAAUGUAUUAGCAAACCACUAUGAAUAAUUAAAACAAACUGUAAAAAAAAAAAUUAAAAAUGCAAUACUUGUGCCAAUAUGUUAAGCUUUAUACAUAAAUGCAAGGGGGCAAGCUUUAAAAAUACAUUCCACAGUAAGAAUUGUACUAACACCUGCAUGCAAAAUCUACCCUGAUCCUUUCGGCUGCUUGAAAUUCAUUCUUCAAAACAAGUUUCAAGAUAACAGUGGGGUAACGGUAAAAAUAAAAAUUUACCACUGUAAAAUUGCAGUUUUCCCAUGCUUUUCCCGUAGUUACACAAAGCAUUUUCCAUAGUUUACCGUGGUUUGCCAAGCUUUUCCCAUAGCUACACAAUGCAUUUUCCAUAGUUUAUCAUAGUUUGCCAUGCUUUUUUAAUAAUGUACCUCUUUGGGCUUUACAGUGCUUGUCCAUGUAUUACCAUGCUUUUAUUUUGUUGUGAUCCGUGAGGUUAAAAAUUUGAAUGAUCAUGCCUUAAAGGAGAAUUAGGAAGAUAGGAAGUUAUUAGCCCUCUCACCUAUUAAUGCUUUCUUCACACCUGUCUUGAAUCGGCUAAUAGGUAUUGCUUCAAGAGGCAAAUGGACAUGCACUGCUCUCCCUUUUAAUACUCUGCUCAUGCAUAAUCUUCAUUACACCAGUGCUGCUCUCAAGGACACCUGACGCCCACAGUAGAAACCUGGGGUUUACCUCACGGUCACCCAACAGUGGUUCGUAAGCAUUUUAAGACACUUUACAUAGAGUUUACCACAUUUCUAAACCACUACUCUCAAACCAUGUGUCCAUCGCUGUAUUUGGUUUUCCAUUGGAAAAGAGAUUCCUUCACCUUCGCAAGGGAAAUGCAAUUUCCUUUUUUGUAAAAAUUCUGCUCAUUUUUUUUUUUAAUGGUGAAUUUUAGUGAUGAGAUUUUGGUCUAUUGUGUCUUCUUCUGUAAAAGCAAAAGAACCCAAUAAGAAUGUUUUUUUUUUUCCACAGGGAAUGCUGUAUUAGCAGUAGAUUUAUAUUUAAAAAAUAAAUAAAU
Molecule: messenger RNA, 5914 nt
Organism: Polyodon spathula (Mississippi paddlefish)
Lineage: Eukaryota; Metazoa; Chordata; Actinopteri; Acipenseriformes; Polyodontidae
Product: leucine-rich repeat-containing protein 4C-like
Exons: 5
Coding region: 883-2793 (636 amino acids)
Biological process (GO): modulation of chemical synaptic transmission; regulation of axonogenesis; synaptic membrane adhesion
Cellular component (GO): postsynaptic density membrane; plasma membrane; glutamatergic synapse
Molecular function (GO): cell-cell adhesion mediator activity
Source: RefSeq, a predicted model, not a curated record